UCUAUUCACAGGAAGUUAGCAAAACGAGGAAGCUCAAGAUGGAGGCUGCUGUGUUCAUUCUGUCUUUGAUCGAUUGCUGUGCUUUAAUAUUCCUAUCAGUUUACUUUAUAAUUACACUGUCAGAUUUAGAAUGUGAUUACAUUAAUGCAAGAUCAUGUUGUUCCAAAUUAAACAAAUGGGUUGUUCCAGAGUUGGUAGGCCAAGCAAUAUCUACAGCUCUGAUGUUAGUUUCAUUGCAUUGGUUCAUCUUCCUCCUGAACCUUCCAGUUGCAUCUUGGAAUAUGUACAGAUUUAUUAGAGUGCCCCUGGGAAACAUGGGUGUAUUUGACCCCACUGAGAUUCACAAUCGAGGGCAGCUGAAAUCACACAUGAAGGAAGCCAUGAUCAAACUUGGCUUCCACCUACUUUGUUUCUUUAUCUACCUUUACAGUAUGAUCCUGGCAUUAAUAAAUGACUAAGUUUUUAUGUCACCUUUGGAAUGAAGCUGCCAAAUUGUGAACCAUCACUCCAGUUUCACUUAUACAACAAUGAUCAAACACAGAACAUUUCAACAUGCAGUAUAUAUUUAUUUUCUUUAACAAUUAAACAUGUUUAAAUUAGAGAUAUUUGUUGAUAGUAUUUUUCUCAUGAUCUUUCAG
Molecule: messenger RNA, 638 nt
Organism: Polyodon spathula (Mississippi paddlefish)
Lineage: Eukaryota; Metazoa; Chordata; Actinopteri; Acipenseriformes; Polyodontidae
Gene: cnih4
Product: cornichon family AMPA receptor auxiliary protein 4
Exons: 5
Coding region: 39-458 (139 amino acids)
Biological process (GO): endoplasmic reticulum to Golgi vesicle-mediated transport
Cellular component (GO): endoplasmic reticulum membrane; COPII-coated ER to Golgi transport vesicle
Source: RefSeq, a predicted model, not a curated record